AUCAUCUUGGCUAUCAUGGGUCCUUCGGCGGAUCCGGCUGUGGAUGUAGUGGUAGUGCCCGAACAAAUUUAGGGUCAAUCGGACGUUUUAACGUAUUGCGCUACUCAGUGCUAUCGUGUUUUUAGUCUUGCGAGGAUUUGAGUGAAAGCGCUCAGCAACCACCGUUGUUUCAAUUUUUUCGUGGACAAGCCGGGGUAAGAGUAAAAUCCAUUCACCAUGGACGCGAUCAAGAAGAAGAUGCAGGCGAUGAAGCUUGAGAAGGACAAUGCUCAGGACAAGGCCGACACCUGCGAAAACCAGGCCAAGGAGGCCAACCUCCGCGCCGACAAGAUCAUGGAGGAGGUCGCUGAGCUGACCAAGCGUCUCUCCCAGGUCACCACCGAUCACGAAACCUUCAAGUCCACCCUGGAGCAGGCCAACAAGGAUCUCGAGGAGAAGGAAAAACUGCUGACCUCCACCGAGGCCAACGUUGCUGCUCUUACCCGCAAGGUCCAGCAGGUUGAGGAAGAUCUGGAGAAGUCCGAGGAGCGCUCCGGUGCUGCUCUGUCCAAGCUGCUGGAGGCCACCCAGUCCGCUGAUGAGAACAACCGUAUGUGCAAGGUGUUGGAGAACCGUUCCCAGCAGGACGAGGAACGUAUGGAUCAGUUGAGCAACCAGCUGAAGGAAGCCCGUCUGCUCGCUGAAGACGCUGACGGUAAGUCCGAUGAAGUGUCCCGCAAGCUGGCCUUCGUUGAAGACGAAUUGGAAGUCGCUGAGGACCGUGUGAAGUCCGGAGAAGCCAAGAUCAUGGAGUUGGAAGAAGAAUUGAAGGUCGUUGGUAACUCGCUCAAAUCCCUGGAAGUCUCCGAGGAUAAGGCCAACCAGAGAGUCGAAGAAUUCAAGCGUCAGCUGAAGACCCUCACCAUCAAGCUGAAGGAGGCUGAAACUCGUGCCGAGAACGCCGAGAAGAACGUCAAGAAGCUCCAGAAGGAAGUCGACAGACUAGAAGACGAAUUGGGCGUCAACAAGGACAGAUACAAGUCCCUGGCCGACGAGAUGGAUUCCACCUUCGCCGAGUUGGCCGGAUACUAGAAGCAUCAUCCCUACGAAAAGCGUUUUGUACUUUUACUGUCCAGCACUGUUUGAUUUAGAACUUUUCCUCGUCCCGCAAAAGAACGGGACCGAUUUUCGACCCGGUCGCACUAUAACAUCAUCCUAUCAAAACAAAAUCUAAAACGCGAACGAAAGUGAGAGAAAGAGAGAGAAAAAUAAUUCAACGCCCCGAACUCCAAGAUUCGAACAUCAUCAAGCUUAAUAAUUCAUGUAUUAACAUAGGAAAGAUUAGGAAAUAUUUCGUAGAAUCAUUUGAAUCAGUAGGUAAGAGAUCAAAAAAUCGUUGCCAUUGAGCACACAGAACACGUAUUGUUGUUGUUGCAGUCACGGAACAGUUCAUGAGAAUAAGUAAUCGUAAUAAUCUAAUUAUUUAAUAUAGUUUUAUAUUGUAACAAAAAUAAGUUUGACUUCCCUUUUUUAGUAGAAAGAUUUGUCAUUAUUGCCAGAGCGAAUACAAGCAGCAGACGCAUACGCAGAAAUAGUGUUGGUGUUGAUACGUUACGUAACAUGAUAGCGUCCAGAAAAUUGAAAGGAAACAUGUAUUAUUUCUAUCUUUUAAUAAAAAAAUUCAAUCAAAAAUUCAGUCAAAAAGUAACACUCGAUGGUAGUCUCUGCCCCGAUUCGGCUCGUGUGUGGUCACGCAUGCGAGGCACGAGUUUAACUAGAACACUCUAUUUCUCUAUUUUUAGAAGAAACAGGAUGGAAACCUAUUUAUUGUAAUGAUAAGUUUUGAUUUAUUUUGUAUAAAUAAAAGUUACAUUCUAGCUAAGUAA
Messenger RNA from Toxorhynchites rutilus septentrionalis, 1865 nucleotides. It is a transcript of the gene Tm2, whose product is annotated as tropomyosin-1. The record is from RefSeq and is a predicted model, not a curated record. The coding region runs from base 217 to 1071 and encodes 284 amino acids. Lineage: Eukaryota; Metazoa; Arthropoda; Insecta; Diptera; Culicidae. Gene Ontology annotation, molecular function: actin filament binding. The transcript has 5 exons. Gene Ontology annotation, biological process: muscle contraction; actin filament organization. Gene Ontology annotation, cellular component: actin filament.